Messenger RNA from Onychomys torridus (southern grasshopper mouse), 4198 nucleotides. RefSeq names its product MAPK activated protein kinase 2 (gene Mapkapk2). NCBI's taxonomy places the organism in Eukaryota, Metazoa, Chordata, Mammalia, Rodentia, Cricetidae. Gene Ontology annotation, cellular component: nucleus; cytoplasm. Gene Ontology annotation, molecular function: calcium/calmodulin-dependent protein kinase activity; calmodulin binding; mitogen-activated protein kinase binding. The transcript has 10 exons. Bases 290 to 1444 code for a protein of 384 amino acids. Gene Ontology annotation, biological process: toll-like receptor signaling pathway; peptidyl-serine phosphorylation; cellular response to vascular endothelial growth factor stimulus. The record is from RefSeq and is a predicted model, not a curated record.
UGCUACUUCUCGGCGCGGCGAUUCCCCCCCGGGCCGGGCCCCCGCCGUCCCGCGUUCCCCGGAGCGCACGUCUCCGGGGGGAGGGAGCAGGGCUGGUGGGCGCCCGCGGCGCACAGCGGGACCCACGGGGCCCCGCGACCCGCCGAGCCUGGAGCCGGGCCGGGGCGGGGCAGCCGGCUCCAGCCCGGAGCAAACUUCGCCGCCGGGCGGGGCGUGGCGGGGACCCGGGCCCGAGCCGGAGGAGGGGGCGGCCGCGGCCCCCGCCUCUGCGCGCGAGUCUCCCGGCACCAUGCUGUCGGGCUCUCCCGGCCAGACCCCGCCGGCGCCGUUCCCCAGCCCGCCGCCGCCCGCCCCGGCCCAGCCGCCGCCGCCGUUCCCCCAGUUCCACGUCAAGUCGGGCCUGCAGAUCCGAAAGAACGCCAUCACGGAUGACUACAAGGUCACCAGCCAGGUGCUGGGCCUGGGCAUCAAUGGGAAGGUGCUGCGGAUCUUCGACAAGAGAACCCAGCAAAAAUUCGCCCUGAAGAUGCUCCAGGACUGUCCGAAGGCACGCAGAGAGGUGGAGCUGCACUGGAGGGCCUCCCAGUGCCCACACAUCGUGCACAUCGUGGAUGUCUACGAGAACCUGUACGCAGGGAGGAAGUGUCUGCUGAUCGUCAUGGAGUGUCUCGAUGGUGGAGAGCUCUUUAGUCGAAUCCAGGACCGAGGAGACCAGGCAUUCACAGAAAGAGAAGCGUCGGAAAUCAUGAAGAGCAUUGGUGAGGCCAUCCAGUAUUUGCACUCGAUCAACAUUGCUCAUCGGGAUGUCAAGCCUGAGAACCUCUUAUAUACUUCCAAAAGGCCCAAUGCCAUUCUGAAACUCACCGAUUUUGGCUUUGCCAAGGAAACCACCAGUCACAACUCUCUGACCACUCCGUGUUAUACACCAUACUAUGUAGCUCCAGAAGUGCUGGGCCCAGAGAAGUAUGACAAAUCCUGUGACAUGUGGUCCUUGGGUGUCAUCAUGUACAUUCUGCUGUGUGGGUACCCCCCUUUCUAUUCCAAUCAUGGCCUUGCCAUCUCUCCGGGUAUGAAGACUCGUAUCCGAAUGGGCCAGUAUGAAUUUCCUAACCCAGAAUGGUCAGAAGUAUCAGAAGAAGUGAAGAUGCUUAUCCGGAAUCUGCUGAAAACAGAGCCUACCCAGAGAAUGACCAUCACAGAAUUCAUGAACCACCCCUGGAUCAUGCAAUCUACGAAGGUCCCUCAAACCCCACUGCACACCAGCCGUGUCCUGAAGGAGGACAAGGAGCGGUGGGAGGAUGUCAAGGAGGAGAUGACCAGUGCCUUGGCCACGAUGCGUGUUGACUAUGAGCAGAUCAAGAUAAAGAAGAUCGAAGAUGCAUCCAACCCUCUGCUUCUGAAGAGGCGGAAGAAAGCUCGUGCUGUGGAGGCCGCGGCCCACUGAGCCGCUCCGUUUCCCGCCCCACUGGAGGACAAGCAAUAACUCUACAUGGAUAUAUUUUUGAAGCAAAGAGACACGAGUUGCUCACUGCUGCCUCCUGUCCUGGGCUACAUGGAGCCCAGAUAUGCCUCUGGCUGAGUUCUGCCCUUGGCUCUGGCCUCCCUCGAGAGGGGCUGGAGGAGGAUGUGUGAGGAGGGGUGAGGUGCUCUCCAGCCCACGCUCCUUUUACAUUUUAUCUGUAAUUUGACGUAGAAUUUUUAUGGAACCUCUUUUAUUGUCCUUUUCCUGCUCCUCAUCUUUUCCCUGACCCAUUCCUGUCUGCAAAGGCUGGGUUCACCUGAGGGUGUUGUGGAAGUUGUUACAGGGAGUGUCCCUGGCUGGUCCCAUCUGUCCUCUCUGGCCUCCUGCUGUAACCUGGGGUCCCCACUGGCUCUAGAAUCUGGGGGCUCCGGGGAGAGUGGGGAGGAACGUGCCUCUUGCCUCCUGCUGAAGCCCCAGACAUCACCAGUGUGCACAACAGAGGAGUAAGUGUGUGCAUGUGUGUAUGCCCAGGCCCGUGCCAGUGACUGGGCGGGCAUUGGAGGGUCUAGGGAAGGCAGGGCUGCAGGGACUCCUGCUUGAACUGAGCCUGCCUAAAUGCCUACAUAGCUUGUCUAGAUCCUGAGCCAGGUAGUCAUGGCCUCUGUGUUAGCUGGGCAGGGGAGGCAGCAAGGGGUGAGUGGACACUAGCAGCCAUCAGGAGGACUGGGCCCUCUCAGGAUGCCCUGUCCACAAGUAGUGCUGGUCCUAGGUCCCUGAGGCUCUGACCACUGAGUAGCCUCUGCUUGCCCUUCUUGCCAUUAUUAACCCACCCUUGUUGAGUUCUCUGAAAUUUUUAGCCAUUUUUCAAUAGGCUGUCUCUCCGCUCCCAUGGGUGAGCUUGGGAAGGUUAUACUGCAAGGCGUUUGUAUUUCAUGCAUCUUCCCCGAGCUCUGGGGUACCUGCCAACCUCCCUUCUUUGGCAAGGGCAGGGCCAUGUGUGGUCUUCCUGGAUUUCCACCGUAUGGCCUGGUGGGCGGGACAGUCUUCACACCAAAGAUGUCUUGACUCUGUCCCUGCCCACUAGCCACCUUACCCUCUAACAACUCAGCCUGGGUGGGGGCUCCCCAGGAUUGAGGAGGGGCAGGUGGGGAAGAGUCUUUGUGCCAUGGUCCCCCAUGCCCCUCCCCUCUCGCUGGAGGAGGGGUGGCUCCCUCAGGGGUUGGUAGAGGAGGGGUUCCUGGACAUCUCUGGGCUUGGAGGCAGGGCCCAGAUGUCUACAGCUCCUUCCUCGUCUUUGAUGGUGUGUUCAGCACUCAGACUGUUGUAAACUGUUGUUUUGUAUGAGCAAAAUUGUCUUUACUAAACAAAUUUAAUAGUUGAAAGUUUUCAUUCUCUUCCUUUCUGGGGCUCAGGCCCUUGACCUCUUGCCUCUGUCUGCUCUUCCAGAAAGGGCCUUUUGUGGUGGGUGGCAGCGCCCUGGAGGGGCGAAGAGGGCCCCCUUGAUGGAUCAGCGUGGGAAUAGCCCCUCUUAGUUGAGGGCCUGUGAAAGUGAGUGCUGAUCUCUUUGGAGCCAGGGCAGGUGGGUGGGAGAAAUCACUGAAGUGGGUCCCACCCAUGAAGGGUUCCAAUUUUAAAACCAGGGUGGUUGUAAUACCUUAGAUUUCCAGGAGGGAGCAGCACAAGCCAGGCAGAAACAAACGUGCCUGGAGUACCAGUGACCCAGCCUCCUCAGAAACCCUGUGAUGAACUGAGUGUCUCUGGCAGAGUGCAGAGUAGAAGCUGGUUUGCUGACUCCACAGCUUCUGUUCCCAGUCAGGGGAGAAAGGCAGGGGCAGUGUGGUGAGUUGGCCCUACUUGGUGAGUUUACCAACCCAGAGGGGGAGGCCCUGUUACAGUCACAUAGCUGUUGGUUUGGGCUAGAACUCAGGCCUCAAGAUCUCAGGGCCUGGAGUGUUCACUGUCUCCCACUGGCCCUUUCUCUGGAGGACACACUUACCUGCUACCCUAGCCAUCAAAGGGCUUGUGUCUCGGCCACUCCCCUGAGAGCACUCAUUACCCAGAGAGUCAUCCAGCAGGCACUCUUGCUUUAAAGGAACUCUGUCUACACUUAACAAGGCUGUCAGAGUGAAGCCUGCCGCCUGAGUUACAGGCUUGAGAAGGUGCCUCUGUAGCUGGGAUAAAUGUAGUGGCACAGAAUAUGGCUAUUACUUGAUGGCUGUGUAGGGGGGAAGCCUGGUAGAGCCUCACUGUGCUUACAGGGCUCUGCAGAACCACAUUCUAUUGUGCCUUUCCCAGAGAUGGCUGCCUUCCUUGGCUCGGGGCCCCUUCUCUGUCUUUCGAGUCAGCCACUUUGUAUCUCUCCUGUCCUUGUGUUGUGCUCUCUCUGACACUGCCUGAAGGAUUUCCCUGAGGACCAGUCUGAUGAGAUUGGGCUAGCCCAGGGCUAGCCCAGGGAGCCGGUUACUAAGACUUUAACCUUUUUUCCAUCUGCGAAGUCCUUUGUGCUGUGGAUGCUGAUAUGUCUGCUGGGCCAGGAAUAGCGUGGACUUCUUUGGGGGCCACUGUUCUGCUCCAGAGGGCUGUCUCAGAGUCUCCUCAUCUCAGGGCACCAGGACUAUUUGCCCCUGCGUUUUGCUUUCUCCCGGUCCAGCUGACAAGGUCUGAUACUGCCUUCCAAGGAAGAAGACUACACAAAGGUGGAAGGUCUGGCCACGCCUCUGUUACCCCCACCUCACU